This is a messenger RNA of Anneissia japonica, 3276 nucleotides long. RefSeq lists its product as uncharacterized. Gene Ontology annotation, biological process: DNA integration. Bases 1 to 3276 code for a protein of 1091 amino acids. NCBI's taxonomy places the organism in Eukaryota, Metazoa, Echinodermata, Crinoidea, Comatulida, Comatulidae. Gene Ontology annotation, molecular function: nucleic acid binding. The transcript is spliced from 5 exons. The record is from RefSeq and is a predicted model, not a curated record.
AUGGCUACUCACUUAGAAUUAGAGAAGCUUAUGGUUAUUGGUGAAAAGCUUGGCCUAAAGAGUGCAGAACUAAAAAAUUUCAUAGAAUCUGAAAGGGUUAGAUUAAAAAUGGAAAGGGAUCAGGAAAGAGAUGAAAGAGCUAAACAAAGAGAAAUUGAUACUCAACAGAAAGAAGCUUAUGCACAGUUUAGGAUAGAAGAAAUAAAAAGUUUAGAAAAACAAUUAGAAAUGCAACUAAAAAUCGAAGAACUUAAAUCAGCUCAAGCAGAGGCUCAGGCCAACGCCCCAGCACAGCCAGGGAAUGUGGGAAAUGCUCACGUCCAUAAGGGUAAAGCUCCAAAAUUACCUCCUUUUAAUCAAGAUAAAGAUGAUGUAGAUGCUGAUCUUAAUAGAUUUGAACGAUAUGCUCAAAUGCAGGGUUGGGAUAAAGCAACUGAUUGGGCUACAAAUCUUGCUGCUUUACUACAAGGUAAUGCAUUGUUUGAAUAUUCUACACUUUCUACAGAAGAUGCUAUGGAUUAUGAUAAGGGACAUUACGCUCGUGACUGUAGACAGAAACAAACUCUUGCUUUCUUAACUGAGGUAGUAAAUAACGUCAUAGAUAAACAUAUCCAGGCUGAUGUGAAAUCAGAAGAAUGUGUAAAGCUACAACCUAAAGAUUGUCCUGACAUAGGCGCAUUCAUGAUGAUAAAACCAGAUCCACAUUUAUAUCAGGCAAGUAAGAAAGGAUUUUUCAUAUUAGAUUGUGGUCAUAAAUUAACUGUUCUUAAUCAAGUUACAGCUGCAUGCAAACAUUAUGAUAGCAGUAUGCCAGUAACACAGGGUAAAAUUGGUAAGCACAUGAUACAAGUCCUUCGUGAUAGUGGAUGCAGUGGUGUAGUUGUUAAAACCAAACAUGUAGAACCAAACCAGAUGACUGGAGAUUUCAAAACCUGCAUUCUCAUUGAUAGUACGAUAGAAUUUGGGAAUACAUUUAAGCAAGUAGUAGUUCCAAAGGCUUACAGAGAACAUGUCUUAAGGAUAGCUCAUGAAUCUAUUCUAGGUGGUCACCAGGGAUCCAAGAAAACCAGGGACAAGGUAAUGAGUAACUUUACAUGGCCUGGAAUGUUAGCCGACGUGACCAGAGUAGCGGUAGAUAUAGUCGGACCCCUUAAGCCAGCAACUGAAAGAGGCCAUCGCUAUAUCUUAGUACUUGUAGACUAUGCUACAAGAUAUCCAGAAGCAGCACCUAUGACUACAAUAGGAGCUGAAGCCGUUGCUGAAGAACUAUUAUCCAUGUAUUCAAGGUUAGGUUUUCCAAAGGAAGUCUUAACUGAUCAAGGAUCUCAAUUCAUUUCAGGUAUAAUGAAAGAGGUAAAUAGAUUACUUUCAAUUCAUAGUAUGACUACAACCCCUUAUCAUGCCAUGUGUAAUGGUCUUUGUGAAAAGUUCAAUGGUAUACUGAAGGCUAUGCUAAAGAAAAUGUGCGAAGAAAAACCUAGGGAUUGGGACCGAUAUAUCGAUCCACUUCUAUUUGCAUAUAGGGAGACCCCUCAAGCUAGUACAGGUUUCUCGCCAUUCGAGUUAUUGUAUGGACGCACAGUGCGCGGUCCUAUGAAAAUUCUGAAAGAAUUAUGGACUGGUGAAACAGAGGUAAGUGAAACCAAGAAUGUUUACCAAUAUGUGUUAGAUUUACAGGAACGUUUAGAACAAACUUGUCAGUUAGCACGAGAAGAACUUCAAAAAUCUAAGCAGAAAUACAAGAUGUAUUAUAACAAGAAGGCACGAACUAGAGAUAUGAAAGUAGGAGAUGAAGUCCUCCUUCUUUUACCCACGGAUAACAAUAAGUUAUUGAUGCACUGGAAAGGACCGUUUCCUAUUAAAGAAAAGAAAUAUCAUAGAAGAGAGACUACAGCAUCGAUGAUGGACCCAAAUAAACGGGGUGUUUAUGAGAUCGUAUGUACUUCGGUUCUUGAAGAUAAACCACAUCAAGAAGUAGGUAAAUAUGAACUUCAAUCUUUCCAUACAGACAAACUUAUACAUCUUCCUCCUAUGGUUCAGAAUGAACACAUUUCUGACGUUAAAAUUGACCCACGGCUUAACAAAACGAAAACUCAUCAGGUAAAGCAAAUACUACUGCAGUAUAAGGAUACUCUUACAGAUAUCCCAGGUAAGACAACGUUAGGAAAACAUGUAAUCAAAUUGACUGACACUAAACCAAUUAAAAGUAAACCCUAUCCAAUACCCCAUGCACUUCGGGAAGACAUUCGUAAAGAAGUUCAGAGCAUGCUUAGGAUGGGAAUAAUAUCUCAUAGUAAUAGUCCUUAUGCAUGUCCAUUAGUGGCAGUUAAGAAACCCGAUGGUUCUUUAAGAGCAUGUUGUGACAUAAGGAAAAUUAAUUCCAUAACAAUAUUUGAUGCUGAACCUGUACCUGAUCAGGAUGAAAUAUUCUCUCAAUUAUCUGAAGAUCGUUAUUUCAGCAAAAUUGACCUUAGCAAGGGAUACUGGCAGAUUCCAAUGUCAAAAGAAUCUAAACCUAUAACAGCUUUCGUCACUCAUGAUGGUUUGUACGAGUUUAAUAUGAUGCUGUUCGGCCUGGUAAACUCAGGUGCCACAUUUAGCAGAGUAAUGAGGAAACUUUUAAAAGGUAUACCUAACGUACAUAACUACAUAGAUGACAUACUCAUUCAUACUAAAACAUGGGAAGAUCAUCUACAGAAAAUUAAGGUAGUGUUUGAUAGACUAAAAGGUGCUAAAUUAACAGCUAGGCCUACUAAAUGUUUCAUUGGUUAUGAAGAAGUUGAAUUUUUAGGACACAUAAUUGGACAAGGUCUAGUACGACCAAAACCUGAUAAAUUAAAAGCUAUUGAGCAAGCAGAAAGACCAAUCACAAAAACACAGGUAAGAUCUUUUCUCGGUUUAGCAGGAUAUUACAGAAAGUUUAUACCCCAGUUUGCAGACAUAGCUGCACCAUUAACAAACUGUACAAAGAAAGGAGAACCAAAUGUAAUUAGAUGGGAUGAAGCUCAGGAUCAAUCGUUUCAGAUGUUGAAAGGUAUGUUAUCGAGAUCCCCUGUACUUCAACUACCUGACCUCAAUAAAGAAUUCACGUUACGAACUGAUGCAUCUGAUACAGGCGUAGGUGCAGUACUUCUACAAGAAAUUGCAGGGGAAAAGUUCCCAGUAGCUUAUGCAAGUAAAAAAUUGAAUAAAUGUCAACAGAAAUAUUCAGUAAUGGAACGAGAGUGCUUAGCGGUAGUAUGGGCCUGUCUCUUAUACACAUCUAGAUGUGUAUAA